Pelobates cultripes (western spadefoot toad) is the source of this 170-nucleotide messenger RNA. Lineage: Eukaryota; Metazoa; Chordata; Amphibia; Anura; Pelobatidae. The record is from the annotation of a GenBank genome assembly.
GCAGAGAACGAGAUUACGGGACAGAGAAAAAUGGGCUUCCAAAUCCUGCACCAGACUGUAACCCCUGACUAUAACAAAAUUAUCAAUCUACCGGACUUCUCACUCCUCCCUAGACACCUCUCUCUGCUUAACAAAGUUCUCUCAUUUGUCGCCACUCCAACCUGGGACAA